CGGCCGCAAGAAUUUUUUCGCGUCGUCUAACUGCAGCCUUAUAUAGAACAAUUCAGACCAACUUCACAGGAAAUUAUUACAGUUGUUUGUAGUGUAGUGUGUGAGCGGUAGGCUGAUAAGAACACAAUUUAAUAUCUAAUACAAAACAAUGGUGACUUUGAGUGAAGAAUCCUUUGGGUCCUUCGAAGGUGACCUGGUAAAGAAGUACACUUGGAAGACGCCCAGCGGACUCUGUCUGUCAGUCAUCUCAUAUGGUGCCAUCAUUCAGUCUAUCAAGGUUCCAGAUAAGAACGGCAUCUACAAAGACAUAGUCCUAGGGUUCGAUGACCUCCAAUCAUAUACAACAAGAAACGUCCCGUACCUUGGUGCAGCGGUCGGCAGGUGCGCCAACAGGAUCGGAGGAGCCAGGUUCAAACUCGACGGGGUCAGUUAUCAGCUGGCGAAGAACAUUGGUGAGAACCAUUUGCAUGGAGGAGUGAGGGGGUUUGAUAAGGUCAACUGGAGGUCUAAUGUGAGCGGAAAGAAGGUGACUUUCAGCUACUUCUCAAAGGACGGCGAGGAGGGGUACCCUGGUGAUCUUCUUACCAAUGUUACUUAUGAGGUUCUUGAAGACAACUCUUUACACGUCAAAUUCCUGGCCACCACGACCAAGAAGACAGUAGUCAACCUCACCAACCACUCAUACUUCAAUCUCGGAGGACACGAGGCUGGUGCUGAGGAGUUGUACGACCAUGUGGUCACUAUCAAUGCUGACAGAAUCACAGAAACAGACUCAGAAUCAAUUCCAACUGGAAAACUGAUUCCCGUGGGAGGAACAGCAUUCGACUUCCGAGUGCCACGCCGCCUCGCUGACGUCAUGGAGAAGAAACAGGAUUUGUUUGAUGAUAACUUUGUGAUAACUACCUUUGAUAAUAAGAAUCUCAACUUCGUAUCGCGAGUGGAGCAUCCUACAGGUCGGUCUCUAGAAGUCUACUCCAAUCAGCCAGGAGUUCAAUUUUACACCGCAAAUUUUCUACCAAAACCUUCUGAACAGGCUCUCGUUGGUAAAUCUGGUGAAGGGUACAGGCGCCACGGAGCAUUCUGCCUUGAAACCCAGAACUAUCCUGAUGCCAUCCAUCAUGAGAACUUCCCCAGCGCGAUUUUGGUUCCCGGCGAUGUAUAUGAGCAUAUUGUCGUGUACAAAUUUGGUUCUGAAUUAGUUGGGCCUACUGUUGUCGCUGCUUGAAUUGGGAAAUUAAUUAAAUGAUUUACAAUGUGUUUAAUAAAAUGUGUCAAUGUAUGUAAGAACAUUACAAAAUGUAUAAAAAUUACAAUAAAAUGGUGUGAGUCAAAAA
Messenger RNA from Amyelois transitella, 1334 nucleotides. Its product is annotated as galactose mutarotase. NCBI's taxonomy places the organism in Eukaryota, Metazoa, Arthropoda, Insecta, Lepidoptera, Pyralidae. Gene Ontology annotation, molecular function: carbohydrate binding; aldose 1-epimerase activity. Gene Ontology annotation, biological process: beta-D-galactose catabolic process via UDP-galactose, Leloir pathway; glucose metabolic process. Bases 149 to 1225 code for a protein of 358 amino acids. The transcript has 7 exons. The record is from RefSeq and is a predicted model, not a curated record.